Molecule: messenger RNA, 1554 nt
Organism: Hyaloscypha bicolor E
Lineage: Eukaryota; Fungi; Ascomycota; Leotiomycetes; Helotiales; Hyaloscyphaceae
Exons: 2
Coding region: 1-1554 (517 amino acids)
Biological process (GO): ubiquitin-dependent protein catabolic process; positive regulation of proteasomal ubiquitin-dependent protein catabolic process; protein polyubiquitination
Cellular component (GO): ubiquitin ligase complex; cytoplasm
Molecular function (GO): ubiquitin conjugating enzyme binding; zinc ion binding; ubiquitin protein ligase activity
Source: RefSeq, a predicted model, not a curated record
AUGGAUUCCGAUGACGAUUUCAUGUCUGGCGUGUCCAGCGAGGAGGAUGACGUUCUGCAAGAUGGCAGCGACAAUGAGGAUGGCUCUGCAGAUGACUUCGGAUUUGACGAACCUGAACCCGAUCUAGGAUACUCGCAGAAGGAGGCCGUACAGAAGAAGAAGAGAUCUUUCGACACCACCUUUACAGUUUACCACCCUGAAGACAUUCAGGGUCAGCAAGAUGACCUCAUUGACGAAGUCAAUAUGAUCCUCGACCUCCGAAAAGAAGAUGUAGCUAUCUUGUUACGACACUUCCGAUGGAACAAGGAGAGGUUGAUAGAGGACUAUAUGGAUCGCCCAAAGAAGGUUCUCGAGGACGCCGGCUUAGGGCCAAGCACGUCGGGACCACCAAAACUCGAGGCCAUUCCCGGUUUCAUGUGCGAUAUCUGCUGCGAGGAUGAAGCGGGUCUUUUGUCAUUUGCCAUGAAAUGUGGCCACCGAUACUGCAUUAAUUGUUACCGACACUAUCUGGCCCAGAAGAUCAAAGAGGAAGGCGAGGCUGCCCGCAUUCAAUGUCCACAAGACGGGUGCAAAAGAAUUAUGGACGCAAAAUCAUUAGAUCUGCUUGUUACCACCGAUCUUCAAGCUCGAUACCAUGAACUCCUUACAAGAACCUAUGUCGAAGAUAAGGAUCAGCUGAAGUGGUGCCCCGCUCCGGAUUGUGUUAACGCUGUCGAAUGCGGUAUUAAGAAGAAAGACUUAGAUAAGGUCGUGCCAACUGUGGUCUGUGACUGUAAGCACCGCUUCUGCUUUGGCUGCAUCUUGGCAGAUCAUCAACCCGCGCCCUGUGAUCUGGUUAAGAAAUGGCUCAAGAAGUGUGCGGACGACUCUGAGACUGCCAACUGGAUUUCAGCCAACACGAAAGAAUGCCCUAAGUGCAACUCCACGAUUGAGAAGAAUGGCGGGUGCAACCACAUGACCUGCCGGAAGUGCAAGCACGAGUUCUGUUGGAUGUGCAUGGGUCUAUGGUCUGAACACGGCACGAGUUGGUACAACUGCAACAGAUUCGAAGAGAAGAGCGGAUCAGAAGCCCGUGAUGCUCAAGCCAAGUCUCGCGUCUCCCUCGAGCGCUACUUGCAUUACUACAAUAGAUACGCCAAUCACGAACAAUCGGCCAAGCUGGAUAAGGAUAUCUACCAGAAAACCGAGAAGAAAAUGAUCCAAUUGCAGUCUGCGUCUGGAAUGUCCUGGAUUGAGGUGCAAUACUUGAACUCCGCUUCGCAAGCACUCCAAACUUGUCGUCAAACUUUGAAGUGGACCUAUGCCUUUGCCUUCUACCUGGCCCGCAACAACUUGACGGAGAUGUUCGAGGAUAACCAAAAAGACCUCGAGAUGGCCGUUGAAGCUCUGUCCGAAAUGUUCGAGAAGCCCGUCACUGAGCUCGCAGACUCGAAGUUAAAGGUCGAGAUCAUGGACAAGACUUCAUACUGCAACAAACGUCGGGUCAUCUUGCUUGCAGAUACAGCAGAAAAUCUUGCAAACGGUGUGUGGACAUUUGGUUCCAUCAACUUUUGA